This is a messenger RNA of Megalops cyprinoides (Indo-Pacific tarpon), 2275 nucleotides long. RefSeq names its product alanine aminotransferase 2-like. NCBI's taxonomy places the organism in Eukaryota, Metazoa, Chordata, Actinopteri, Elopiformes, Megalopidae. Gene Ontology annotation, molecular function: L-alanine:2-oxoglutarate transaminase activity; pyridoxal phosphate binding. The transcript has 11 exons. Bases 307 to 1977 code for a protein of 556 amino acids. The record is from RefSeq and is a predicted model, not a curated record. Gene Ontology annotation, biological process: biosynthetic process.
CAGGGUCACACUACGUGUCGGAAUUGGUCUUAAACAUUCCAAGAUUAUACAGCAAAACGGUUCGGGGAAAUAAUUUUGCGACUAAUAAUGAGACUUAAUGGAAGAUGAGCAUUUUAUACUUGGAUUUAAAAUCAUUUAUUAGAUACCGCUCUCCUUUCACCCUCUUAUGCCGUGGUACCUGUUUUACGAGUUCUUGAGUUCAUCUAUCUGGCUGUAGACUCAGUAAAUAUAAAUAACAGAAUAUUUGCCUUUCCAUUUGCGUUUUCUUUAUCCACGCGCGAUCCCGAUAGGCAGUUUGCUGGAAUAAUGUACCGACUUCCCUUUUUGGCAAAUCGAUCCGUGAUUUCAGGUGCUUCUGAUCAGUGUCUAUUUUUACCUUCUAAGCAUGUUUUGAGAACACCAUUCUGUGCACAGUCCAUAAGGAAGAAAACGCAAGGAUCGAUCGAAGAUUACGGAUUAAAGAGGUUUAGUACAGCAGAGGCCACCGUCGCGAAGAGAGAGAAUGAUAAGAUGCGAGAAAGGACCUUGACGAUGGAGACACUGAACCCGUUAGUAAAAGCAGUAGAAUAUGCUGUCAGGGGGCCCAUUGUUAUCAAAGCAGACGAAAUUGAAAAACGGUUACAACAGGGUGUGAAAAAGCCUUUCACUGAGGUCAUAAAGGCCAACAUAGGAGAUGCACAUGCCAUGGGACAGCCACCCAUCACCUUCCUUCGCCAGGUUGUGGCCCUCUGCACAUGCCCAGAACUUCUGGACAGUCCCAUAUUCCCAGAAGAUGCCAAACUGCGAGCUCGGCGCAUCCUGAAGGGCUGCGGGGGAAACAGCCUUGGGUCAUACAGUGCUAGCCAAGGUGUGGACUGCAUCCGGGAGGACAUUGCAAUGUAUAUGGAGCAGAGAGACCAGGGGGUGCCUGCAAGCUCAGAUAAUAUUUUCCUCACCACUGGAGCCAGUGACGGCAUUAUGAGCAUUUUGAAAUUGCUGGUGUCGGGACAUGGCCGAGAACGGACUGGUGUGAUGAUUCCCAUUCCUCAGUAUCCAUUGUACUCAGCAGCCAUCUCCGAGCUGGAGGCAGUGCAAGUCAACUAUUACCUAGAUGAGGACAACUCUUGGGCACUGGAUGUUAAUGAGCUGCACAGGGCCUUUCACACUGCCAAACAGUACUGUAACCCCAGAGUGCUUUGCAUAAUCAAUCCUGGGAACCCCACAGGUCAGGUUCAGGACAAGAAGUGUAUUGAGGAUGUCCUUCACUUUGCCUAUGAGGAGAAGCUCUUUGUUCUCUCUGAUGAGGUGUAUCAGGACAAUGUCUACUCUCCAGAUUGUCAGUUUCAUUCCUUCAAGAAGGUUCUAUAUGAGAUGGGAGCAGAGUACUUCAACAGUGUGGAGCUGGCCUCCUUCCACUCCACCUCCAAAGGCUACACAGGAGAGUGUGGCUUUAGAGGUGGCUACAUGGAAGUAGUUAACCUGGACCCAGAUGUUAAGGCCCAGCUGGUGAAGCUGCUGUCAGUUCGGCUAUGUCCCCCAGUGGCGGGGCAAGCUGCCAUGGACGUCAUAGUCAACCCCCCACAGCCAGGAGAACCUUCUUUUCCACAGUUCAUCAAGGAGAAGAAUGCUGUGCUUGGUACGUUGGCAGAGAAGGCAAAACUGACAGAGCAGAUUCUCAACAUGGUCCCAGGAAUCAAGUGUAACCCUGUGCAGGGUGCCAUGUAUGCCUUCCCCCGCAUCUUCAUCCCUUCAGGAGCUAUAGAGGAGGCCAAGGUGCUGGGGAUACCUCCAGACAUGCUGUACUGCCUUCGGCUCCUGGAGGAGACAGGAAUCUGCAUUGUUCCUGGCAGUGGAUUUGGACAGAGAGAGGGGACCUACCAUUUCAGGAUGACCAUUCUUCCAUCAACUGAGAAGCUGAAGUUACUCCUGGAGAAACUCCAGGCCUUCCAUAUCAAGUUUCUGCAGGAAUACUCUGUUCUGGAAGAGGUUUCAAGAUAAACACCCACAGGGAGACACUUUCUAUUGUCCUAGUCCAAGAAAGCUUAGCAUGCUAAUGAAAGAAAAAAAAUGUUUAAAGAGAUUUAAAGCAACAAGUAACAUGAUCUUUAGCAUGAACCAGUAGCAUAAAAUGAACAGAUGCUUGUAUGCUGAUUCUGAGAAAUAGACCUGGCUGUUAGGGUGCCAAUACACAGGGAAAAGAAAGCAUGCAAAGCAGAGAUGUGUCAUGAUACAGUAAAGCAAAUACACAAUUGGACCUUAUUAAAAUUAGGGUACUCAUUAUAUCUUUUAUUUAUAG